Messenger RNA from Gadus morhua (Atlantic cod), 1044 nucleotides. It is a transcript of the gene cfap126, whose product is annotated as cilia and flagella associated protein 126. Gene Ontology annotation, cellular component: ciliary basal body. Lineage: Eukaryota; Metazoa; Chordata; Actinopteri; Gadiformes; Gadidae. The transcript is spliced from 5 exons. Gene Ontology annotation, biological process: cilium organization. The record is from RefSeq and is a predicted model, not a curated record. Bases 53 to 565 code for a protein of 170 amino acids.
GGGCCAGACUAAAAGGAGCCUCGUAGCUAAGCAACUAGUAAACAUCCACAUAAUGCAGGCAGCUGCCGACACAUCAAUAAUGUCGUCGAAUUACUCUGCGAACCAGUAUGAGAGUUCUUACAAGUCGCAGAGACUGCAGAACUGGUGCGUCUCUAAACCAUGCAGACAGAGACCCACUGCUCUAGAAGGUCACACCACUUUCAUUGCUGAUGACAGAGGACAUCUGAUGCCAGGAGUUUCCAAGAGAGGAAGCUCCUGGCCGGCCUUCAAGGGGACCUGGGACCUCCCAGCUCGACUCCCCCCUCAGGGCCUCAACCCAACCAGCCGCUCUGUGGAGGGCUGGAACCGACUUCAGGCGCUUCACGGUGGUCCAAAACGCACCCGCACAACUCAGCCUCAAGAGGACAGCAAAGACACGCCUCAUCAGGCAGAACACGAUGCACCGCAGGACUGCUCCGCCACCAACCCCACCCCCCCACCUCCAGCCCAGUCCCAGGAACCCCCCGGCUGCUCUGGGGUGGAGAGGCCACCCAGCAAGGAGGGCCGACAACCCCUGCAUGUUUAGCAAGCAGUGUGUGAUCUUGGGUUUCUACGUCCAGGUGUUUGGUCCUGUACUCUGGCAUGCACUCAUGCUGGCUUUCAUUGGUAGUUUGUACUUGGGUUGUAGCAUCCUUCUCUCUGUAUAAUAAAGAGCAUCUAUAAAGUCGCCAGCAGAAGUCCCCAUGAGACCCUCAAUGAGAGUAACAUCCUCCGUGAGAGUAUCAGCACCGAGCCGCUGAGCGGCCAUAAGCCGCUCUCUUAUGGCCGCUCAGUUACAGCACUGAGCGGCUCCGUGUCAGCACGGAGCCGCUCAGGAGCCAUGUUCAGGCACCCCCGCUCCCAGCGAGCUGUGGCCCCUAGUGGCCCCUCUGGAUUAUAAUGCUGUGAGGAACCGUGCAUUGUGGGAGUCUCAAUGAUUGUUCAAACACUUCAUCAGUCAAUGUUUACAUUUACAGCCAUAUACUGCCAAGAGUCUUGGGAAAAUAAAAUUUGCCUCAAAUUACA